GGAUGGAUCCAGGCAAAGCUUCACCUGUAAGGGUCAAGGAUGGCAUGAAAUCGCCGACUGUCAUUCCUCAGAGUACGGACACAGUGUCAACCAUACCUGCUGAUGAUGUCCUCUCGCCCGUCGAAUCCCCGCUAGACACCGCACUACAACAGGCGCUUGGUUUCAGCGCUCGGCAACAGGCGUUCGAAGCGCAAAACAUUCAGGCAUCGAGAACGAAAAUGGAAGGAGACGAUACUGAAGACUCGUACCCACCGACCAAGUUUAAAAAGACUCGGGUCGCGAAAGUCAUCGAAGUACAAGAGCAAUCUCCGCAGACAGUUGGCCAUACGAAGUAUGAUGCAAGCAAGAUAUCCCUGGUUGCCGAAUUGAAGCAGACUGACUCCUUCGGUAAACCGCUGACUGCCAUUCCAUCCUCCAUCGAGGGCAGAUACCAGUCUAUUAAUGCUGACGAUAAAAGCUUGAUGCCUAUUGGUACAGAAGAUGAGGACAAGCCCAGCGUCGACAAUAUUGAUUCUGGAGCAGACAGAGAGACAGGAACCAAGGAUUCCGCGUCCUCUUCGCUGGAAGAUGAGGACAAAGAAAAGGAAUCCAUUGUCAGGGCACUAUUUGCGAAAAGACAUCAAGCACCAAAAGACAAGAAACCUCAAGCAGCUGCAUCAGAUGAGAGCCGUGCGGCUGAGGGCGGUGUUAAACGAGACUCCCUCGUUGCCACGGUAACCGUUGUCACCAGCCUGAUGAAAUGGCAGAUGAAAUCGAAGAAUAAAGCUGGAGUCAAGUUGCAGUCCAUGGAAAAGUAUAAAGGUCACUUGGAGGUGAUUCAGAGACGAAGUCGUCAAGAGCACGUGGACAUCCCAUUUCCCAUACGGCUGAGUAUACGGAGAGAAGUACUACCUAUCAUACACAACGUCGUCAGAGAGUACAGACUGGCUCUGGGUCAUGAUCACAAGUUGACGCGAGAAGCAAUGGCCAAAGAGAAACAGUUACGAUCAGAGCUUACUGGAGAAGAGGUCUCACUGUGAGUUUGGGAUCAGUUGACGAUCCUGUGGCACAGCACACAACAUGGUGUCAUCAAAAUACGGAGCAAUUGGGAAAUCCUUUUUGAUGUGGACACUAUAUUGACUUCAAGUUCAAGGUGAAUGUGGGAUUGUGGACAAUGAGGUUUCUCAUUUGUAUCUUUGUGGUCUUGCAUUAUGAGAAGAUAGUAUAUGAUAUCGCUAGUAUUUCUCCUUGCUCUACUAUGCCUGAACCCAAACAUUUUCAAUUAGGUGGACUCAUUGAAUGACUAAUGCCAAAAACGUGUAACUUCACAGUUUGCUAAAGUAUGUAGCCUAUUUUUAACCUGUACAUUAUGUUUGGAUAACGCCUGGCUGUUUGUGGUGUGACAUCUUAUAAUUAUGAUGGCCUUUGGGAACUUAACCGUGUCUCAAGACAUGCACUCAAAACAUGAAAGUCUUGCUUUGUCCGCCCUCUUGCAUGGCAAAAGCAUUUAUUAGCUGGGUGCAGGCCAGUUAAUAGGUCCGGAAUUGGGCCCACUCCGGCCAAAUCACGAUUUGCAGGCCCUCAAUAUUUUCACUGUUAGAGCAUUUUGUGGGACAUUAACUUGAGGGUUUGUAUAAAAGAAGGGUGGAAGCUGUAAACAGGACUGCGAGCU
Patiria miniata (bat star) is the source of this 1651-nucleotide messenger RNA. RefSeq lists its product as uncharacterized. The coding region runs from base 3 to 1019 and encodes 338 amino acids. NCBI's taxonomy places the organism in Eukaryota, Metazoa, Echinodermata, Asteroidea, Valvatida, Asterinidae. The record is from RefSeq and is a predicted model, not a curated record. The transcript has 8 exons.